This is a messenger RNA of Vicia villosa (hairy vetch), 843 nucleotides long. RefSeq lists its product as uncharacterized. NCBI's taxonomy places the organism in Eukaryota, Viridiplantae, Streptophyta, Magnoliopsida, Fabales, Fabaceae. The coding region runs from base 1 to 843 and encodes 280 amino acids. The record is from RefSeq and is a predicted model, not a curated record. The transcript has a single exon.
AUGGAUAAAUCAAAGUUCUGCCGAUUCCACAAAGGCCACGGGCACAACACCGAGGACUGCAUCCACCUAAAGGAUGCCAUAGAUAUAUUAAUCAAGGAGGGACACUUGAAGCAAUACGCGAAAAAGCAGGAGGCCGCCAAAGAAGCCAAACCAAUCACCGAGGAAAAGCCGGCGGAGGAUACGCCCGCCAUGCAAGUGGCCAUGAGCAUCACUACGCCGGAAGACUUUUACCUCCCUGACUGGGCCAACUCAGCGACCUCCACCUCUUCUCACAGCGGAUGGGAGAUGUUCCCCUCCGCCAUGGUCAUAUCGGGCGGGGGAUUCAGCAAGCUCACCGUGGGAUCCGUGAAACGAAAAUUCGACGAGCUACUCUCAGCCAGUUCGAGCAAAGCCGUUGCUCUCGACCAAGGCAGCCCAUCCUCUAUAUCCUUCUACAAAGAAGAAUUGCCCGGGGGAGCACCCAAUGCCACCGUUCCCCUCCUCAUCCGGGCUCAGAUGGCCAACUUUGACGUCCGACGCAUAUUGGUCGAUCAAGGAAGCUCGGUUGACAUCAUGUACUCCCAACUGUUCAAAACGCUGCAGCUUAACGACAGCCACCUCACCUCCUACGUAGGAUCGGACCUACAAGGUUUCAACGGCACGGUAACUAAAAUGUGGGGCUUCGUCAAGCUCAUAGUUUCAAUCGGAUCGGCGGAAACCGCGAGGGCCGUUAAGGUCCAAUUCCUGGUCAUCGACUGUCCGUCGAUAUUCCAAUGCAUCCUCGGACGCCCGACCCUGGCCGAGUUGAUCGCGGUCCCUUCAACCGUGCAUCUCAAACUCCAAUACUACACAACCAAAGGAUAA